CGCACACAAAGCACUGCAAUGAGCUGAAUUCAGAGUGCCGAAGAAAACAGCGAAACACCUCCGGAGGCGGAGAAGGAACCGCCAUGGAAGGAUACAAAGCGCAGCCCUCCGCUCCCCUCCAGUGACAGCCCCAGAGCGGCUCCUGCAGCGGGGACCCACCUGGAUGCACCCGCACAUCCCCGCAUCCCCCGAGCGGCGAUCCCGGGGGGGAUGCGAGGCGUCGAUCCCCGUUAACCGCAGCGGCGACUGAGCCCUUCCUUGUGGGAAGCGCCUCCCGAGCGUGAUGGGAACCACAGAAGCCACCCUGCGGAUGGAGAAUGUGGAUGUGAAGGAGGAGUGGCAGGACGAGGACUUCCCCAGGCCUCUCCCAGAAGAGACUGGCAUGGAGUCGCUGGGCAGCCCUACAGAGGACGAGCACACAUCCUCUCCCCCACAUACCUUAAACUUUAACGGGGCGCACCGUAAGCGGAAGACGCUUGUCGCACCUGAAAUCAACAUUUCCCUGGACCAGAGUGAAGGCUCCAUUCUGUCCGAUGACUUCUUGGACACGCCGGAUGAUCUGGAUAUCAACGUGGAUGACAUCGAAACGCCCGACGAGACGGAUUCCCUCGAAUUCCUGGGGAAUGGGAACGAGCUGGAAUGGGAAGAUGACACUCCUGUGGCCACGGCCAAGAACAUGCCUGGGGACAGCGCGGAUCUGUUUGGGGACGGCGGGACAGAGGAUGGGAGCGCAACCAACGGGCGGCUCUGGAGGACCGUCAUCAUUGGGGAGCAGGAGCACCGCAUCGACCUGCAGAUGAUCAAACCCUACAUGAGGGUGGUGACGCACGGAGGGUACUACGGAGAAGGACUCAAUGCCAUCAUCGUCUUCGCUGCCUGCUACCUGCCAGACAGCAACCUGGCUGAUUAUCACUAUAUCAUGGAGAACCUCUUCCUCUACGUGAUCAGCAGCCUGGAGCUGCUGGUGGCUGAGGACUACAUGAUCGUGUACCUGAAUGGAGCGACGCCGCGGAGGAGGAUGCCGGGGCUGGGGUGGCUGAAGAAGUGCUACCAGAUGAUAGACAGACGGCUGCGGAAGAACCUCAAAGCUCUGAUCAUUGUGCAUCCCUCGUGGUUCAUCCGGACGGUGCUGGCUAUUUCCAGGCCCUUCAUCAGCGUGAAGUUCAUCAAUAAGAUCCAAUACGUUCACAGCCUGGAGGAACUGGAGCAGCUCAUCCCCAUGGAGCACGUCCAGAUCCCAGACUGCGUCUCGCAAUUUGAAGAAGAGAGGAUCAAGGCCAGGAGAGAAAGGGCAGAAGAGAAACAAGACAUGGCUGAAAGGGAAAGCAGGCCUGUGCCCCCUGCAGAGGAUCAAGAAACCAGCAUGCCAUGAAUCGAGGCAGCGCGGGACAAAGGGAGCAGAGAGCGACGCAGCCCAGCACUCCCCCCUGGAAAUGACCUUUGGGUAGAAGACCUUUCCACCGCCCAGCUCUGAGCUCUGUAAGGUCACGGGGCCUCCCCUCUCUGCACAACGCAAAGUCCUCCAAACUUCUGGAAAACAUUUGACUUUUCAACAACAACGACAACAAGAAAUAUCUCCAAGGAUAGCACGUUUUUUUUUUCAGGAUGGGUUCCAUCGUGUCCAGCAAUGGUCUGCAGAGAGCUCGGAGCAAACAGAGACUCCACCUCCUCGCAGUGAGCAAAGAGCAUCCCGCAGUCCACUUGCCCGCAGACAGAUCUGUUCUUCUUUUCAGUCCCAGCUCACUGCGACACUCUGCUGCCCCAGGGGAUCGCUAAUGCAAGAAAUGAAAAGAGUCCAUUUUCCCCCUUGCUAUCCCUUUAUUUUCCCCCUGUAAAUGCCAAGUGCCCACCGCUCCUCCCAGCCUUGACCUCCGUUCAUCUGCUGCCAGUUCUUAUUAACUCGUAGUGAGCCGCUGCUGUGGGUAGAUGCUGUGUUUUUACUAUACUCAUUCUGCCUCCGUAGGGCCCCGGUAGCUUUGGGAAGGGUCCCACAGAGCCUCCCUGUGAGCUUCUCCUCAUGUCACACACGGUGGUCAGAAGGAGCCCUGCAGACAGGAGUGCUUCCUAUGCCUCUGUGUUGGCUUCAUGCCCUCGGACAAUCCUCCAUCACCGCUCCCUUGAUGGAUUCCCACUGCCGAGGGUCAGGAACGCGCCGUGUGUCCUGGGGAGCACAGACCCCUCGGUACAGACAGAUCCACGUGCAGGGAUGGAGGAGAAAGUUGGGAUGUGAUGUGGGACUGUGCUGCCUGGUGCCAGGGCUCAGGAGGGCUCUGGGAGCAGAAGGGAGGAGAGCAUGUUGGAAAUGAGGACGUGGUGAAGGCACUUGAAGAUGCUGCUCUCGUCACAGCGAGCUCACACGCAGCACACAGGGCAGAGCCCUGCGCCAACAAGCGUGGAUGGAGACCUGUGGGUCCCACACCCAGCCACCCCAACCCACAGCAAUCCAAAAUUAACCGUGGAUUUCUGCGAGCAUCAUGAUGGGCCCCACUGGCAAGGGGAAUUCUGCACAGCAGAGAAGGACUGAACAGCACUGCGACAUCGGGGCAGCCCCUCCAGAUCCUGUGGGCUUCAGAUCAUCCCAUAAGCACUGGGGAUCUCCCUGUAGUAGGGUGGGAAUUUGCCAUCUCCUGUCGAUAACACUGAGGUUGUCCUUCUGUGGUUUUGGACCAUUUUAAUGCAUUUAGACAAAAAAAAAAAAAAAAAAAAAAAAAAAACAGAACUGCUCUGCUUUCACAAAAGAGUGCAAUUGGACGUUGGGAGUGGAGUGAGCAGCCCCAUGGGUGGGAUGUUGGAUAGCGUCAAAGCUCAGCUCCCAAACCCCUUCUGACAUCUGCAGUUAUUAAGAACUCCAGUGAAGAAUGUUUGAAACACAAUGGGAAAUCGUGCUGCCACAGAGCACGGGGCAGUGAGGAAUGUAGAGGACGCGUGGUGCUGGGACCACUUCACAGUGCUGACAUCCCACAGUCCCUGAAAUGCAGCACUUCAUGACCCCUAAGGACACGGUUUGGGGUUUUGUUGUUGGUUUGUGGGGUUUUUUUUCCUCCUUUUUCAAUUCUUUUCCAAAGAACAGACUCUGGGUCUACGACUUCAGAAAGCUGCAGGCCUGAAGAUGAUGUGUCCCGGGUUUCCAGGAGAUUCCUUUGGGCUGAGAGUUCCCUCUGAGGAUGCACAGACUUCACUGUGAGAUGCAUAAGAAGUGGUGUAAACACGAGUCCAUUCACAACUUCUUUUUCCAAAAGGGCACUUUCUGAUGGAGCACGUGGGAUGCACCUCAUUUUAAUUUUUCACAAGAUGUCUGGAUUGCAUCAGUCUUCUGCUCCUGGAUGGACGUCUGUGUAGCUUUUCAGCACGGAAGAGAACGUUCAGCCCAUAGCAGUGUGGGCACAGCCCAAUGGGUGAGGGCUCAGCUCAGCCCACAGUGGGUGCGGGUGCCCCAUAUCCACAAUGGAUACGGGUACAGCCAAACCCAUAUGGGAUACAGGUACAACUAAAUGUGAAAAGUUUUGGUAGCAACGAAAAACGUAUCACUGACUUGUUGUUUCGGAGAGCAAUUCAGAUGCUCAGCAAAACUCUUUGCUGAGGACACAGCAGUGGGGUUGGCAGUGCCCCAUAAUUAACUACGCUGCAAUGCUGAUGGCUUUAGGGCUGGUAGAGCAGCACAGGCUUCAACACAUUGCCACGGGGUGGCCAAGGGAUGGGCAGAGGGGCAAACGGGUGCAACAGGAGCUGCACCUGUCUGAAAAUGCUGUCAGAAAUUCACGUCCUGCUGUCACAGAGGUGAGAGGUUGAUGGUAACUCUGGAGGACAGCGGACAAAAAUUGGGGACAGGUGAUGGAGAACUGGUGAUGCGGAGCUGCCAGCCCUGAUGAUGGGACUCACCGACCGUAAAGCAGUUGACAAGGGGCCAAGAGGAAUCCAGAGUGACUGCAGACACAUUUUUUUGCUGUUUCAUAGAGCGCUGUGAUCAGAAUCAAUGUACGGAAGGUCUGGUGCUGAUGUUUCCACUGGAGUGCAGAUUGUAGGAGAUCCUCAGAGCAAAUCUGCUCUACCAGAAGAUAAAGAAGUGAAAUCACAGAAUGACAGAGUUGUAGGGGUUGGAAGGGACCUCCAGAGCUCAUGGAG
This is a messenger RNA of Centrocercus urophasianus (Greater sage-grouse), 4122 nucleotides long. RefSeq names its product ATCAY kinesin light chain interacting caytaxin (gene ATCAY). NCBI's taxonomy places the organism in Eukaryota, Metazoa, Chordata, Aves, Galliformes, Phasianidae. The transcript is spliced from 13 exons. Gene Ontology annotation, cellular component: cytoplasm. Gene Ontology annotation, biological process: apoptotic process. The record is from RefSeq and is a predicted model, not a curated record. Bases 284 to 1372 code for a protein of 362 amino acids.